Messenger RNA from Truncatella angustata, 1579 nucleotides. Its product is annotated as glycosyl hydrolase. Bases 1 to 1458 code for a protein of 485 amino acids. The transcript has 2 exons. Gene Ontology annotation, molecular function: hydrolase activity, hydrolyzing O-glycosyl compounds. Gene Ontology annotation, biological process: carbohydrate metabolic process. NCBI's taxonomy places the organism in Eukaryota, Fungi, Ascomycota, Sordariomycetes, Amphisphaeriales, Sporocadaceae. The record is from RefSeq and is a predicted model, not a curated record.
AUGCCGGCAAAUGCUCACCAUGGCAGUGGCAACACGAGCUACGCAAACCCCAUCCUCCCAGGCUGGAACUCGGAUCCGAGCUGUGUCUUCGUCCCGGAGCUUGACAACACGUUCUUCUGUACUGUGUCAUCGUUCUUGUCGUUCCCAGGCAUUCCUGUCUAUGCCAGCAAGGACCUCGUAAACUGGAAACUGGCCAGCCACGCAUUGAACAGGGCUGAGCAGCUGCCUGAACUGUCACACUCGGGCACACCCUCUGAAGGGACUUGGGCAUCUACGAUUCGCUAUCACAAGGGGACUUUGUACCUCAUCACCGCCUAUAUCAGCUGGUAUGACGGCUGGCACCCAGACAUCCGCCUCUUCUCCACGACGAACCCCUACGACGACGCCGGCUGGGGCGACCCCGUAAUCGUGCAGAACCCCGGCAAUGAUAUCGACCCGGACCUGUUCUUCGACGACGACUCCGGCAAGGUGUACAUGUCGGUCGCGGCGGGGAUCUGGAUCAGCGAGCUCGACGUCGGGACGGGCGCGGCGCUCACGGAGCCCUUCCGGGUCUGGAACGGCACGGGUGACAGGAACCCCGAGGGCCCGCACCUCUACAGGAAGGACGGCUACUACUACCUGCUCAUCGGCGAGGGCGGCACGGAGACGAACCACUCCGUGACCCUGGCGCGCGCCACCGAUAUCCGCGGCCCCUACGAGGCCUACCCCGGCAACCCGCUCCUCACGGCCAAGAACACGGACGAUUACUUCCAGACGGUCGGCCAUGCUGACCUGUUCCAGGACGCCGCCGGGAACUGGUGGGGCAUCUGUCUGGCGACGAGGUCGGGUCCCACGUGGGAGAUCUACCCCAUGGGGAGGGAAACGGUGCUGUUCCCCGUCACGUGGGAGGAGGGCGAGUGGCCGGUCGUCGAUCCGAUCAGGGGAAAGAUGUCGGGCCCCCUACCGCCGCUCGAUAAGAAACUUCCCAAGGCCGGACCGUUCGUAGGCGAGCCGGAAGCCAUGGAUUUUGCGCCCGGGUCGAAUCUUCCGGGCAGCUUCUUGUUCUGGCGCCCGCCGGCCGAGGAGCUCUUCGCGGUCUCGCCGCCGGAGCAGCCGAACUCGCUGAAGAUCACUCCGUCGAGGGUCAACCUGACCACAGAUGUCGGCUACGACCCCAGGGUCGAGGGUCUGGGGUUCGUGGCCAGGAAGCAGACGGCGACCCUGUUCGAUUUCUCGGUCGACCUGCUCUUCGCCCCUACGACGGCAGACACCGAGGCCGGCAUAACGAUAUUUCUGACCGAGUACCAGCACGUCGACCUCGGCGUGGUUCUGCUCCCGGAUCCCUACAACGGGGCUCUGGUACCCAGCUUCAGAUUCCGCGCCGAGACCUCUGGGAAGCCAAACAUAACCGCGCCCCCGGAGACAGUGGUUCCCAUCCCUCACUCGCACAGUUGUCGGCGUAUAUGCGACGAGAAAUAACGGCACAGGGACGACGCCGGCGUACUUUAGUAAGUGGAGGUAUACGCCGGUGGCUCAGGAGAUUGAUGCGGGUGUGUUCGUUCAUGCACCUCAUCGGUAGAUACGGGGUACAUAUCUCAGU